Strongyloides ratti is the source of this 1455-nucleotide messenger RNA. Its product is annotated as G protein-coupled receptor, rhodopsin-like family and GPCR, rhodopsin-like, 7TM domain-containing protein. Gene Ontology annotation, cellular component: membrane. Bases 1 to 1455 code for a protein of 484 amino acids. Gene Ontology annotation, biological process: neuropeptide signaling pathway. The transcript is spliced from 3 exons. Gene Ontology annotation, molecular function: G protein-coupled peptide receptor activity. NCBI's taxonomy places the organism in Eukaryota, Metazoa, Nematoda, Chromadorea, Rhabditida, Strongyloididae. The record is from RefSeq and is a predicted model, not a curated record.
AUGAAUAACUUAGUCUACUUACUGGGAUUCUCAUAUUUUAUAACUGUUUUAUUUGGUUUUAUUGGAAAUUUAUGGGUUAUUUUUUCUGUUAUAAGAAGUUGGAGACCAAGAAAUUCUAUAGGAUUUUUAAAUCCUAGUGACAGAUUAAGAUCAUAUAUUGGUGGAUUAGCUGUAGUUGAUUUAAUUGUUAUAUUAUUAUUACUUUUAAAAUUAAUAUAUUUAUUACUACCAAAUAUUACAGUAUCUAAUGGAAAUUGUCGAACAAUAUUUUUAAUUGAUAAUAUCAUUCGUUUAGCAUCAUUAACAUGUUUAUUUUGUAUAUCUGUUGAAAGAUUGAUAACUAUUAAAAAACCAUUUAGUACAAAUGUUCGAAGACAUUGUAUAAAAUUUUUACCAUAUGUUGCUGGAACAAUAGCAAUAUUUUUUCUUAUAAUAAUUAUAAUGGAUUCACUUACUGUAAUUGCUACUAAUAAUUAUUUAAAUUGUGGGCAAAAAUCAUUAAAACGAAUGGGUAUACAUAAUGUAAUAUCAACUUCAAUACCAAUAACAUAUAUUAUUUUAACAACAUUUGUAUCAUUAAAUUAUCUACAUAUAAUUCGACAUGUACGUAGAAAAUUUUGGAAAAGAAAAUCAAGAGUUUGCGCAAAUACACGUUCCAAAAAUCCAUUAAUAAGUGAACCAAAAUAUAUGAAAGGUAUGACAUGGUCAAUUGUUACUGUAGCAGUUUUUCAUUUAUUUUGUUUAAUACCAUAUUGUAUUAUUCGUCUUUUACCUGAUAUUAUAUGGAAAUAUAUUGAUAAUGAUCUUUCUAAAGGAUAUAUACAUUCACAAAUAAGACCAUUAAUUCAAGUUAAUUCAAAUAAUGGAUUAUUUGAAGAAAUAUUAAAUUUUAAAUUUCUUGUAUUAUUUGUAAAUUGGUUAACUUACACAAACUCUGCCGGCAAUUGGAUAUUUUAUGCAGCUUUAAAUAGACAAUUACGUUCAUUAAUUAGAGCUACUACAGAACGUCGUAAACGUAGUACAUUAUCACAAAUAACUUCACCAUUAGCUGUUCAACAUAGUCUUAAACGUCAAGUUGCACAAUCAUUACGUUUUUUUAGUACACUUAAUAGUCACAAAACAUUAAAUGAUAGUAUAAAUAAUCAAAAUAUUACAAAUGGUAUAAAAAUUGAAAAAAAUCCAAGAAACUCUGAUGCUUAUCAAAAUUUAACAGAUGCUGAUUCAUUAUCACAUAAUACAAUGUCAUUUAGAAAUACUUGCAAUACAAAAAAAAAUAGUAAAAUAUCUAUAAGUAGUCUUUUCCCAAGAAUUUCACAAAAUUCUAAAUUAAGUAGAACAACAUCAGAUGUAGUAAGUAGUGUAUUAAUAAGAAGUACAACAGAAAAUGAAAAAUAUAUGACUGUAUCAAUAGCUGAAACUGACUCAUUGAAUAAUUUUAAUGAAGAAUUUGUGUAA